AAGUGAAAGCUGUUGGUGUUGUAACGCUACCACUUCCAUCUCAAAUAAUUCUCUAAAAUGGGUCGCGUGCGUACCAAAACCACCAAGAGAGCCUCCCGUGUGUGCAUUGAGAAGUACUACCCUCGUCUCACUCUUGACUUCCAAACCAACAAGAGAAUUGUUGAUGAGGUCGCCAUCAUUGCCUCCAAGCGUCUUCGUAACAAGAUUGCUGGUUACACCACUCAUUUGAUGAGACGUAUCCAACGUGGUCCCGUCCGUGGUAUCUCCUUCAAGCUCCAAGAAGAAGAGCGUGAACGCAAGGACCAAUACGUUCCUGACGUCUCUGAGCUUGACAUUGAUCGUGUCAACGUUGACCAAGACACCAAGGACAUGCUUAAGGUUCUUGGUUACGAACAAAUUCCCGUACGCGUCCUUGCUCCUGCUCCUCAAGAGCGUUUCAACCGUCGCAGAUAGGUAAUGAAAUUUCGGUCGUAAUGGGUCCUAAAAUGUCAGUUUCAAUGUAUAAUUUUACCCUUAUGAAUGUGAUGAGAUGUAUUGUA
Messenger RNA from Schizosaccharomyces cryophilus OY26, 539 nucleotides. Its product is annotated as 40S ribosomal protein S17. Gene Ontology annotation, biological process: translation. The record is from RefSeq and is a predicted model, not a curated record. The transcript is spliced from 2 exons. NCBI's taxonomy places the organism in Eukaryota, Fungi, Ascomycota, Schizosaccharomycetes, Schizosaccharomycetales, Schizosaccharomycetaceae. Gene Ontology annotation, cellular component: ribosome. Gene Ontology annotation, molecular function: structural constituent of ribosome. Bases 58 to 453 code for a protein of 131 amino acids.